UGUAUUCUCAUCGCUGGCCAUGUCGAAAUGACGACGGCAACUUCCUGCUUCAACCCUUUCCUUUACUUCUUUGCCCUCCUCUUAGUCCAUCUCGCCUGCUUCUUCUUCCCCCCCUCCGGAGGAGAACAACAGGAACCAUCGCAGUUCAACCGGAGGAGGGCGAGGAGGGCUGCCCCCUCUUCUCUCUUGAAAGCCUCAACCUCAGCUCCGGCGAAGACCCCGGUGAAGUAUUCUAUAUCUCUCCGGUCCUGCCUUGCACAAGGCCUCUGCUUUCUUACGCCAAAGAACAAGGAACCGGAGCAGAGGAAAACAGAGGCCGCCGCCGCCGUCGUUUUAGACCAUGAGUACCGUUACACCUCUAGGUUCAACAUGUACUCGUGUCCAGAUUGCGACGAGGACUUCCGUAUUCCCCAGCUCCUAGACCUCCACCGCUCCACCAAGCACUCCUUCUCCGACCUCAGUUGCAGCGACCCCGGCUACAAUGUCGUCCGCAUCAUCUUCUUCGCAGGGUGGAAAGGCCGCGGUCCGGUCGCGGUCCACCGCCUCCUCAAGAUCCACCACUCGGGUCGGACCCUCGCCCGGUUCGAGGAGUACCGUGCUGCAGUCCGGAGCAGGGCCGAGACUAUUGUUGUUGGCGGCGGAGGGGGCGAAGAACGGUGCGUCGCGGACGGGAACGAGCGGCUUGGAUUCUACAGCACGACGUGCCUGUGCGGCCUAGGGGGAGGCGCGUGCGGGGUCGGGCGGUGCGAAGCCUGCCCGGUGGUGCGGCGAGGCAGCUUCGCGGGGAAGAGUGGCCGGGAGCUGGGGGUGAUGGCGACGCACGCCACCGGGUGGGGCGCGCACGUGGCACCGGCGGCGAGGGAGAUGCGGCAGGCGGGGGAGCGCAAGGUGAUUGUGAUGUGCCGCGUGGUGGCCGGGAGGGUUGCCCACGGGGCAGCUGCGGCGGAGAAGAAGGCCGCGGUGGCGGAGGGGUUCGAUUCGGUAAUCCCGGGGUGCAGAAGCGUCGCCGGCGGCGAGGAGGAUGAGUUGUUGUUGGUGUUUAGUCCUAAAGCACUGUUGCCGUGCUUCGUCAUCAUUUACACCGCAUGAGCGAUACGCUCCGUUUGCUUUACUUCGCUCUUCCGUUUACUUGGAUAGACAUAUAACCAAAUAAA
Messenger RNA from Zingiber officinale, 1154 nucleotides. RefSeq lists its product as uncharacterized. The record is from RefSeq and is a predicted model, not a curated record. The transcript has a single exon. The coding region runs from base 28 to 1089 and encodes 353 amino acids. NCBI's taxonomy places the organism in Eukaryota, Viridiplantae, Streptophyta, Magnoliopsida, Zingiberales, Zingiberaceae.